Molecule: messenger RNA, 885 nt
Organism: Zymoseptoria tritici IPO323
Lineage: Eukaryota; Fungi; Ascomycota; Dothideomycetes; Mycosphaerellales; Mycosphaerellaceae
Exons: 1
Coding region: 1-885 (294 amino acids)
Source: RefSeq, a predicted model, not a curated record
AUGACGACCACCGAUCUCGAGAAAGGUGCAGGCCUCAGCAACGACUCUCCUCAACCACCUCAUCCUGCCUACAACAGCAACAGCGCUGCUUUCCUUCCAACCUACGAGGAGCAUCUCAACAGCAACCUCCGCAGCUUCGCCGAUCCUGAGCCUCUCACCAACACAUCUCCCAUCUCGACAUCGUCCAAGACCAACCCCAACCGUCGACGCCUCAUCCUCAAAGGCCUCUUCGUGAUCUGCUUCAUCCUCUUCGUCAUUGGAGCAGGUACAGGCCUCGCUCUCGGUCUCAAGUCCAAAUCCGACUGCGCCUACAAAGUACAUCGCCCCCUCCGCCCCUAUCUCCCUCUUGACACCUUUCCUCAAGUCAUGCAAUGGGAGAAGCGCAGCUGGACUAACGCUACGCAGCAGAUGAGCGACAUGCAGAUUCGGUCUGAAGGAACGACUGUGACUUGGCACCCGUAUACCACUACGGUGUACCUCUCUGCGACGGCACCAAGGACGUCGACUAAGGUGGUGGUCAUUGCGCCCACGACUCAGCCAACGACCAGCACAGAGAUGGCGGUUGUGACUCUGACUUCGACAGCCAUGGUGGUGGUCACCAGCAGCGAAGAGACCGUUUCGGCCAUUCCAUUUGAGACUCCCAUCAUCGCUCCGACGACACCCUCUCCUCCUCCCAGUGCCGCUGCAACAAGCACUUCGACCUCAGCCACUCCUACCUCUACAUCUACAUCAACAACCACGAGUGGGGCACCUCCACCACCACCACCAGCGACUACCGCACCUCCACCACCGCCUCCAGAAGAACCGGCUCCAGGUCCCAUAAUUGUCGGGACUGCGACCCGAGUAGCAGGAUGGUGUGGUGUGCCGGGAGAGGCUUGCGCUUGA